AUGGCGAGCCCCGACGAGGGUGGCAAAGACAAGCUUCCGGCCGAGGAUGAGGACAAGCGGGCCAAAGAUGAACACAACCAACAGGAAAAGGCGAGCGGAAACAUGUUGGGGCCGUCCUCGGGUGGGGACACCAAGCGAGAGAAGCGUAGGCCAUCGUGGAGGAGCGGGUGCGCCUUGACCGAGCGUUUGGCCAUCAACGUGUCGGGCAUGCGUUAUGAGACUCAGCUGCGCACCGUCGCCCAGUUCCCCAAGUCCCUCCUGGGGGACCCACGGAAGCGGCUGCGCUACUUUGAUCCAAUGCGGAAUGAGCUCUUCCUGGAUCGUAACCGGGUGUGCUUCGAGGCCAUCCUCUACUUUUACCAGUCAGGUGGCAGACUGCGGCGACCCGCCAAUGUGCCUCUUGAUGUCUUCUUGGAGGAGUUACGCUUCUACCAGCUGGGGGAGGACGUCCUGGACCGUUUUAAGGAGGACGAGGGCUUUCCCAAGGAGGAGGAGGAGCGACCUAUGCCCAGCGGGGAGCUGCGACGCCGUCUCUGGAUGCUCUUCGAGUAUCCCGAGUCAUCCAGCGCUGCCCGCAUCAUCGCCAUAGUUAGCGUUCUGGUCAUCAUCAUCUCCAUCCUUAUCUUCUGCCUGGAGACGCUGCCCGAGUUCAGGAACGAGAGGGAGCAGAGAGAGAGGUUAAGCAGCGUUCUUCACUCAGCCGUCAGCAAUGAGUCCCUCCCGACCUCGAUGGUCUUCGGCCCCUUCCAGGAUCCCUUCUUCAUCGUGGAGACCAUCUGCAUCUGCUGGUUCUCCUUUGAACUGAUUAUACGCUUCAGCUGCUCCCCCAGCAAGAUGCACUUCUUCAAAGAUGUCAUGAACACCAUCGACUUCUUCGCCAUCAUUCCCUACUUUGUCACGCUGGGCACAGAGCUGGCCAAGGACAAAGGUGCUCAGCCCUCAGUGUCGCUAGCCCUCAUCCGGGUUAUCCGUCUGGUGAGGGUCUUCAGGAUCUUCAAGUUGUCUCGACACUCCAAAGGUCUCCAGAUCCUAGGCCAGACACUUAAGGCCAGCCUGCGAGAACUGGCCUUGCUCAUCUUCUUCCUCUUCAUUGGCGUCAUCCUCUUCUCCAGCGCUGUCUAUUUCGCCGAGGUUGACCGACCCGACACGGCUUUCACCAGCAUCCCGGAGGCCUUCUGGUGGGCCGUGGUAUCCAUGACAACAGUGGGCUACGGCGACAUGUACCCUGAGACUGUAGGUGGAAAGUUGGUGGGAUCCAUGUGCGCCAUCGCCGGCGUGCUCACCAUCUCGCUUCCCGUGCCCGUCAUAGUGUCCAACUUCAGUUACUUCUACCACCGGGAGAUGGAGCGGGACGACACGACUGAGUACAAACACGUGUCCACGUCCCUCUGGGAAGACGACGAAGAUGAUGAGGAAGAGAUGGACGAAGGGCACGAGGACAAAUGGGAAAGCGUGCCGCUUUACGGAAAAAGCAUGGAAGUGGACGGAGAUCUUGGUGGAGUGAAUUUUCUCCUCAGAAAACCUCUGGUCACUCAGGUGUGA
Nerophis lumbriciformis (worm pipefish) is the source of this 1542-nucleotide messenger RNA. NCBI's taxonomy places the organism in Eukaryota, Metazoa, Chordata, Actinopteri, Syngnathiformes, Syngnathidae. The record is from RefSeq and is a predicted model, not a curated record.